ACCGAGCGGCCCGGGCCCUGAGCGCGUCUCCUCCGGGGGGCCUCGCCCUCCUGCUCGCGGGGCCGGGGCUCCUACUGCCGUUGCUGGCGCUGCUGCUGGCUGCGGCGGCGGCCAGGAUCAUGUCGGGCCGCCGCUGCGCCGGCGGGGGCGCGGGCGCGGCGGCCGAGGCCGUGGAACCGGCCGCCCGCGAGCUGUUCGAGGCGUGCCGCAACGGGGACGUGGAGCGAGUCAAGAGGCUGGUGACGCCAGAGAAGGUGAACAGCCGCGACACGGCGGGCAGGAAAUCCACCCCAUUGCACUUCGCCGCAGGCUUUGGGCGGAAAGAUGUAGUUGAAUAUUUGCUUCAGAAUGGAGCGAAUGUCCAAGCGCGUGAUGAUGGGGGCCUUAUUCCUCUACAUAACGCAUGCUCCUUUGGUCAUGCUGAAGUGGUCAAUCUCCUUCUGCGACACGGUGCAGACCCAAAUGCUCGUGAUAAUUGGAAUUACACUCCUCUCCACGAAGCUGCAAUUAAAGGAAAGAUUGAUGUUUGCAUCGUACUCUUACAGCAUGGAGCUGAGCCAACCAUCCGAAAUACAGAUGGAAGGACAGCCCUGGAUUUAGCAGACCCGUCUGCCAAAGCAGUGCUGACUGGUGAAUAUAAGAAAGAUGAACUGUUGGAAAGUGCCAGGAGUGGCAAUGAGGAAAAAAUGAUGGCUCUACUCACACCAUUAAAUGUCAACUGCCAUGCAAGUGAUGGUAGAAAGUCAACUCCGUUGCAUUUGGCAGCAGGAUACAAUAGAGUGAAGAUUGUACAGCUGUUGUUGCAACAUGGAGCUGAUGUCCAUGCAAAAGAUAAAGGUGAUCUGGUGCCGUUACACAAUGCCUGCUCCUAUGGUCAUUACGAAGUAACUGAACUUCUCGUCAAGCACGGUGCCUGUGUAAAUGCAAUGGACUUGUGGCAGUUCACACCUCUUCAUGAGGCAGCGUCUAAGAACAGGGUUGAAGUGUGUUCUCUUCUGCUAAGUUACGGCGCAGAUCCAACACUGCUGAAUUGUCACAAUAAAAGUGCUAUAGACUUGGCUCCCACACCACAGUUAAAAGAAAGAUUAGCAUAUGAAUUUAAAGGCCACUCUUUGCUGCAAGCUGCACGGGAAGCUGAUGUUACACGAAUCAAAAAACAUCUCUCUCUGGAAAUGGUGAAUUUUAAGCAUCCUCAAACGCAUGAAACAGCAUUGCAUUGUGCUGCUGCAUCUCCGUACCCCAAAAGAAAGCAAAUAUGCGAACUGUUGCUAAGAAAAGGAGCAAACAUCAAUGAAAAGACUAAAGAAUUCUUGACCCCUCUACACGUGGCAUCUGAGAAAGCUCAUAAUGAUGUUGUUGAAGUAGUGGUGAAACAUGAAGCGAAGGUGAAUGCUCUGGAUAAUCUUGGUCAGACUUCUCUGCACAGAGCUGCACACUGUGGUCAUCUGCAGACCUGCCGCCUCCUCCUGAGCUACGGGUGUGAUCCUAACAUCAUAUCCCUUCAGGGCUUCACUGCCUUACAGAUGGGAAAUGAAAACGUGCAGCAGCUGCUUCAAGAGGGUAUCCCAUUAGGUAAUUCAGAGGCAGACAGACAAUUGCUGGAAGCUGCAAAGGCUGGAGAUGUAGAAACUGUAAAAAAGUUGUGUACUGUUCAGAGUGUCAACUGCAGAGACAUCGAAGGGCGUCAGUCGACACCACUCCAUUUUGCAGCUGGCUAUAAUAGGGUGUCUGUGGUGGAGUAUCUGCUGCAACACGGAGCUGAUGUGCAUGCUAAAGACAAAGGGCAAGUACCCUUGCAUAAUGCAUGUUCUUAUGGACAUUAUGAAGUUGCAGAACUUCUUGUUAAGCAUGGUGCAGUAGUUAAUGUAGCUGAUUUAUGGAAAUUUACACCUUUACAUGAAGCUGCAGCAAAGAAAAUAUGAAUUUGCAAACUUCUGCUCCAGCAUGGUGCAGAUCCUACAAAGAAAAACAGGGAUGGAAAUACUCCUUUGGAUCUUGUUAAAGAUGGAGAUACAGAUAUCCAAGAUCUACUUAGGGGAGAUGCAGCUUUGUUAGAUGCUGCCAAGAAGGGUUGUUUAGCCAGAGUAAAGAAAUUGUCUUCUCCCGAAAAUGUAAAUUGCCGUGAUACCCAAGGCCGACAUUCAACACCUUUACAUUUAGCAGCUGGUUAUAAUAAUUUAGAAGUUGCAGAGUAUUUGUUACAACAUGGAGCUGACGUCAAUGCCCAAGACAAAGGGGGACUUAUUCCUUUACAUAAUGCAGCAUCUUAUGGGCAUGUAGAUGUAGCAGCUUUACUAAUAAAGUAUAAUGCAUGUGUCAAUGCCACGGACAAAUGGGCUUUCACACCUUUGCAUGAAGCAGCCCAAAAGGGACGAACACAGCUUUGUGCUUUAUUGUUGGCCCAUGGAGCUGAUCCUACUCUUAAAAAUCAGGAAGGACAAACACCUUUAGAUUUAGUUUCAGCAGACGAUGUUACUGCUCUCCUAACAGCAGCCAUGCCCCCUUCUGCUCUGCCUUCAUGUUAUAAACCUCAAGUACUCAAUGGCAUGAGAAGCCCAGGAGCCACUGCAGAUGCCCUGUCUUCAGGUCCAUAGCCAUCAAGCCUUUCUGCAGCCAGCAGUCUUGAUAACUUAUCUGGAAGUUUUUCUGAACUGUCUUCCGUGGUUAGUUCAAGUGGAACAGAAGGUGCUUCCAGUUUGGAGAAAAAGGAGGUUCCAGGGGUAGAUUUCAGCAUAACUCAGUUUGUAAGGAAUCUUGGGCUCGAGCACCUAAUGGAUAUAUUUGAGAGAGAACAGAUCACUUUGGAUAUAUUAGUUGAGAUGGGACACAAGGAACUGAAAGAGAUUGGAAUCAAUGCUUAUGGACAUAGACAACUAAUUAAAGGAGUUGAGAGACUUAUCUCUGGACAACAAGGUCUUAACCCAUACUUAACUCUGAACACUUCUGGAAGUGGAACAAUUCUCAUAGAUCUGUCUCCUGAUGAUAAAGAGUUUCAGUCUGUGGAGGAAGAGAUGCAAAGUACAGUCCGAGAACACAGAGAUGGAGGUCAUGCAGGUGGAAUCUUCAACAGAUACAAUAUUCUCAAGAUUCAGAAAGUUUGUAACAAGAAACUAUGGGAAAGAUAUACUCACAAGAAAGAAGUUUCCGAAGAAAACCACAACCAUGCAAAUGAAAGAAUGCUAUUUCAUGGGUCUCCCUUUGUGAAUGCAAUUAUCCAUAAAGGCUUCGAUGAAAGACAUGCCUAUAUAGGUGGCAUGUUUGGAGCUGGUAUUUAUUUUGCUGAAAACUCUUCCAAAAGCAAUCAGUAUGUGUAUGGAAUUGGAGGAGGUACUGGGUGUCCAGUUCACAAAGACAGAUCUUGUUACAUUUGCCACAGGCAACUGCUCUUUUGCCGGGUAACUUUGGGAAAGUCAUUCCUGCAAUUCAGUGCAAUGAAAAUGGCACAUUCUCCUCCGGGACAUCAUUCAGUGACUGGUCGGCCCAGUGUAAAUGGCCUAGCAUUAGCUGAAUAUGUUAUUUACAGGGGAGAACAGGCUUAUCCUGAAUAUUUAAUUACUUACCAGAUUAUGAGGCCUGAAGGUAUGAUCGAUGGAUAAUUGUUUUA
Rhinolophus ferrumequinum (greater horseshoe bat) is the source of this 3604-nucleotide messenger RNA. RefSeq names its product tankyrase 2 (gene TNKS2). NCBI's taxonomy places the organism in Eukaryota, Metazoa, Chordata, Mammalia, Chiroptera, Rhinolophidae. Gene Ontology annotation, molecular function: protein binding; NAD+ poly-ADP-ribosyltransferase activity. The record is from RefSeq and is a predicted model, not a curated record.